Messenger RNA from Notolabrus celidotus (New Zealand spotty), 2908 nucleotides. RefSeq names its product multidrug and toxin extrusion protein 1-like. Gene Ontology annotation, molecular function: antiporter activity; xenobiotic transmembrane transporter activity. Gene Ontology annotation, cellular component: membrane. Gene Ontology annotation, biological process: xenobiotic detoxification by transmembrane export across the plasma membrane. The record is from RefSeq and is a predicted model, not a curated record. Lineage: Eukaryota; Metazoa; Chordata; Actinopteri; Labriformes; Labridae.
UCUGUUUUGGUCUCAUAAUUCAGACAAAUUGCUACUUUCUGAGACCACAGUUUUUACGUUCUGACCGAGAGAGGACUCUCAUGUAGUUGGUGUAAGCUGUCUAUCUUCUAUUUGUUGUGUAUGCAUAAAUGGAGACCUGGCAUCAUAAGGUCGACUGUUCAUUUCUGUAUGAUAAACUGCCGUGUGGAGAUUCCCCCUUUGUCAUCUUGAAGCUUUCUGAUGCUACCUAGCUAGCUUGGAUCAACUUUUAACAGCUAAGACUGCUAGCUCUCUCCACUUACACCAGUGGCGUUACAACUAUCGACAUUGAAACACCAUUUCCAGUUUCCUGUCCUGAGCCUGGUGUCAGAGAAAAAUGGCGGCUGUGUGAUAUGAUCGCUUGUUCAGCUGCCUGUUGUUCUCCCUCCUCUCUCUCUCCCUUCUCUCUUCUCUUCUUUUUCUGUAUUUGAAUGGAGAAGCUGGGUUCCCCGGACCCUGCACGCCCGCCCCUGGGUGCAGGGCCCGUUGCAGAGGAUUUGGUUGCAAAGCCGGCUGAGGUCGAGGAAAAUGAGGCAUCAGCCAUGAUCAGCUCCAAACUGUUCAACUGUGCUUGUGCAAGACGUUGGAUACCACUUGCCUACAGAGAAGAACUUUACCACAUCUUAAGGCUCACAGGCCCAUUGCUGAUGUCCCGGAUUCUUAACUUCCUCCUACCUUUUGUUAUCACUAUAUUCUGUGGUCACAUUGGCAAUGCAGAGCUGGCUGGAUAUGCACUGGCUUCAGCGAUUAUUAAUCUGACCACAACUUCAACAGGCUACGGCCUCAAUGUGGCUUGCAACACACUCAUUUCUCAGACAUAUGGCAGUAAUAUGAAACGUGUGGGAGUAAUCCUACAGAGGAGUUCAUUAAUCCUGAUGCUGUUUUGUCUGCCCUGUUGGGGUCUUCUUCUCAACUCUCAAAACAUACUGCUCCUGCUGCAACAAGAGGAUGAAGUGGCGCGAAUCGCCCAAAUCUAUGUGAUGGCGUUUCUUCCAGCUGUUCCAGCCAUGUUCCUGCACCAGCUGCAAGUUUCUUACCUACAAAACCAGGGGAUCAUUCUGCCUCAGAUGUACACAGCAGCAGCUGCAAACGUCAUCAAUUUGGGGGUCAACUAUGUCCUAAUCACCCACCUCCAGCUGGGUGUCAUUGGAUCAGCCAUUGCGAGCAGCUUCUCUCAAAUCACCAUCUGCCUGCUGCUGUAUGGCUACAUCAGAUGGAAGAGGCUCCAUGAAAAGACAUGGGGAGGCUGGUCCACUGAGAGUCUGCAGGAGUGGGACUCCUACAUGAAGCUGGCUAUCCCCAGUGUCUUCAUGGUCUGCCUUGAAUGGUGGAUCUGGGAGAUUGGAGGUUUCUUUGCUGGUGUACUUGGUGAAGAAGAUCUUGCUGCCCAGCAUAUACUGGAUGAAAUUGGAUCCAUUAUAUACAUGUUUCCUCUAGGUGUCCAUGUAGCUGCCUGUGUGCGUGUAGGAAAUGCUCUUGGGGCGGGAAACAUAACCAGGGCCUUAGUCACAUGCAAAGUGGCCCUGGUUCUAGCAGGUAUGCUUGCUGUGCUCCAGGGUAUUGUCAUUGCUGGCUGUAAGACUAUCGUUGGCUACAUAUUUACCUCUGAUGAAAACAUUGUGGCGAUCGUCUCACAUAACAUCACAGUUUACACAUUUUUACAAUUCUUUGAUGCAAUCCUGUGUGUCUGCUCAGGGAUUCUUGUAGGAUGUGGGAUGCAGAAAAUUGCUGCCUUGUCCAACCUAGUCGGUUACUACCUCAUCGGUCUGCCAGUUGGAAUUGUUCUUAUGUUUUACGCCAAGCUCAGGAUACUAGGUCUGUGGCUGGGUCUCUUAACAUGUGUUCUCUUUGAGGUGUGCUUGUUCCUCAUUCUUAUCUUCAGGCUGGACUGGAAGAAAGUCGCACAAAAGGUAGUAUUACGAGCUGGAAAGAAAGUGGUGGUGAUACCAAAGCGUCCUGUGAGUACAGUCCUGAAUGAAGGGAUUGUGCCUGACAUCUCAGACUGCCCUGUUACAAACCAGUCAGAAGGGAAAGAAGUUUCUAAAGCAGAAGGCUACAGUUCCGUAGACACAGAGGACCAGGAGCUGAAAGCCAAUCACGCGUCUGAAAGCAACAACACACCAGCAGGAGGGACUGAGGGGGACACCGAGCAGAGCAAAAGCACCAAACCUCAAACGCUGCUCUCUUCCACUCAGCUGAUCUUGCGUCGGGGACUCGUCUUGUUAGUGUCAGUUCUUUUUCUGGUCAUAGGCGUUGCUUUUCAUUUCGCUGUCCCUCCACCAGAGCCCUCUGUUCGAAGCCUGAACAACUUCACCCUGAACUGGGCUAAUGACUCCACACCAGCACCUUCAGCUCUACUGGGCCUGACCACAGACCUCGGAGCCAUCUCUGACCUCUGAAUGCAGACAUCUGGUGGAUCAACACUUCUCACAAACUGAUUUUUGAAGAUCUCAAAGAGAGAAAGGUGUUAGAUUCCUGGAUAUUUCUUAUUGACUUGGGUCGUUAUUAUGUAAACCUCUGAUGUUGGCCAUAAGCUCUAUUUAACAAAGACAAAAAUACACAUAAUUCCUGCACUGGUGUGCAAAUCCACAGGAAGCUUGAAGAAACAAAUAAAGCUGAGACUGGCAGAGUGAACAAAGGUCUUGUACCAAAGGUUGUGUUUUAACCGGCCCAGCCUGAGAUGUCUAACAGGGACAACAGGACACAUAACUGUACACAUCUCUAACUGAAAGUCUCACACAUGUGGGCAUUAAGGAACAGAUUAUUUUUUAUCAUGGAUUGUAGGAGAGAAAGUGUGGAUCUAUGGUGUGGCAGCAAUCACCGCAGGGUGUCGGGUUAAAACACAAUUAUGAUGUUCAGGUGAGAGUGGGGAAUAAACAUGCUGAGUCCA